Messenger RNA from Melanotaenia boesemani (Boeseman's rainbowfish), 2904 nucleotides. Its product is annotated as venom phosphodiesterase. The record is from RefSeq and is a predicted model, not a curated record. Gene Ontology annotation, biological process: nucleoside triphosphate catabolic process. Lineage: Eukaryota; Metazoa; Chordata; Actinopteri; Atheriniformes; Melanotaeniidae. The transcript is spliced from 25 exons. Gene Ontology annotation, molecular function: nucleoside triphosphate diphosphatase activity; nucleic acid binding; metal ion binding. The coding region runs from base 84 to 2684 and encodes 866 amino acids.
AUUUGCCUUCAUAUCUACUGUAUGUGCCAUCUUUCCUUCUGUUCGUGUGUUGGGAGUGUGAAAGCACAUAAUUCGUGGUAGCCAUGGACUGGGUAAAGAAAUUGCAGAAAAACAAAAAGAAGAUCAUGAUGGGCAUAUUGGCGGCAACAAUUGUGAUCUUAAUCCUUGGUCUUGGACUUGGCCUUGGACUGGACUUGCAGAGAUGUAAAAACAAAGUCACUCCUCAGACAUCGUGCAGGAACAGAUGCUAUGAGCCCUACGAUGCCGAACAUGACUGCAGAUGUGACACGAACUGUGCUGCUACCAACAGCUGCUGCUACGACUAUCAUGAUAUCUGCACCGUUCCGACCCAGCAGUGGGAAUGUACAAAGCUACGGUGUGGUGAGAAAAGGCUGACAGAGAGCAAAUGUCACUGCUCUGAAGACUGUCUGUCUGCAGGAGACUGCUGCACAAACUACAAGCACAUCUGCCACGGAGAGAGAGAGUGGGUGGAGGAUGAUUGUGAGGACCUGUCAACCCCCACAUGUCCAGCAGGCUUUAAGAAACAGCCCCUGCUUCUUGUUUCUUUGGAUGGACUCAGGGCAGAGUACAUGCAGACAUGGAACACACUCAUGCCAGUUCUGGACAAACUCCGAAGCUGUGGAACAUCGGCUCCUUAUAUGCAGUCAGCAUUUCCAAGCAAGACUUUUCCUAAUCAUUAUACUAUUGUUACGGGUCUGUAUCCAGAGUCAAAUGGUUUGAUUGACAACCUUAUGUAUGACCCAGUAUUUAAUGCCACUUUCAGUCUGUCCAGUCCUGAGAAAGACAACCCUGCGUGGUACCUCGGACAACCAGUUUGGCACACAGCAAUGUACCAUGGUCUGAGGUCUGGAACCUUCUUUUGGCCAGGAUCAGAUGUCAAAAUCAAUGGAAGUUUUCCCAACAUUUACAAACCUUAUGAUGGGAAUGUGCCAUUUGAAGAAAGAGUAAUCACUGUGCUAAAGUGGCUGCAACUUCCAGAAAAUGAGAGACCAGAUUUCUACACGUUGUAUCUGGAGGAACCUGAUAAAUCUGGACACAACUUCGGUCCUGUAAGCGGAGGGAUCAUUUCAUCAAUCCAGGGUGUGGAUAAGAUCAUUGGACAGCUCAUGAAUGGCAUCAAGCAAAUUGGCUUACAUCGCUGUCUGAACAUCAUUAUUUUAGCUGAUCAUGGUAUGGAAGAAAUAAGCUGCAACAGGAAGGAGGUGAUGCAGGAACUGGUGGGAGAUACCAGCAAUUACAUCGUCACUGAGGGUCCAUUUGGACGAAUCAGAGCCCAAAACAAAGAUACAGUUUUGGACUCAGCUGAACUUGUUGCUAAAAUGACAUGUAAGAAGCCAGACCAAAAGAUCAAACCAUACCUGAAGGCUAACCUACCAAAGCGCCUCCACUAUGCCAACAGUCGUCGAAUUGAAGAUGUCAAUGUCCUUGUGGAACCUAAAUGGCUGUUUGAGAGAUCCCCAGGGUCUCUCACAUUCUGCACUGGUGGGAAUCACGGCUAUGACAAUGAUGCUGAAAGCAUGCACGCCUUGUUUCUCAGUUACGGACCCAAGUUUAACUACAAAACCAAGAUUGAACCCUUUUCUAACAUUGAGCUGUACAAUCUAAUGUGUGAUUUGUUGGAAAUCCCUCCAUCUGACAACAAUGGAACACAUGGCAGCAUGAAUCACGCUCUAAGGAAGCCCUACUAUACACCAGCACAUCCUGCAGAGCAGAGUAUGCCAGCUCAGUGCCCACUGGUCAGUCUAGACCCUCCAAAUGACCUGGGAUGCUCCUGUCCAGCCAUGCCUGGAAAUGCCAUCAACAGCCGUUUGAACUUGACUGCAGAGGAAGCAUCUGCUUCUGAGAGGAAGCACAUGUUGUUUGGUCGUCCGCAGAUGCUGCAGCCUCACCAGAGUUAUUGUAUCCUCCACCAGGAAGGAUUUGUGAGCUCCUAUAGCCAUAAAAUGCUCAUGCCUUUGUGGAGCUCCUUCACUGUCGACAAGCCAUCUGAUCUAAACCCAUUGCUGCCAGUAAUACCAGACUGUUUGAGAGCUGAUGUGAGACUGGCAGCAUCUCAAAGCCCAAGAUGUGAUGAUUAUGAAACUGCCGGGAACCUGACCUACGCCUUCUUGUAUCCACCCAAUCUGAAUUUUACAGUGGACCAGCAAUAUGAUGCUUUACUGAUGAGUAAUGUGGUGCCAAUGUACCCAGCGUUUAAAAAGAUCUGGGAUUACUUCCACAACAUUUUAUUGAAGAAAUACGCCUUUGUGUAUAACGGGAUUAACGUCGUCACCGGCCCUGUCUUUGAUUACAACUAUGAUGGCCGAUAUGACACUGCAGAACACAUGCAAGAAUUUGUGCCCAGCACGAACAUCUCCAUCCCAACGCAUUACUUUGUUGUGUUGACAAGCUGCAAGGACACAUCUGAAGCUGUUGGGGCCUGCAAGGGUGGGCUGCAGACAGCGUCCUUCCUUUUUCCUCACAGAGCCGACACCUCUGAAAGCUGCCAAAGCACAGAGGAUGAAUCUCAGUGGGUGGAAGAUCACAUGUGGUUUCACCAGUCACGUGUCAGAGAUGUUGAGUGGAUCACGGGACUGGACUUUUAUCAAGGCAGCAGUCAACCUCUAUCAGAGCUGCUGAUGGUAAAGACUCGCCCCACAGCUGCUAUUCAGAGAAAACAAUAAAAUAUUGAUCUAUAUUAACAAAGAUACAAGCAAAAUAUGUAUUAGUGUUUAAUCAAUUUGUUAUUCAAGUGACAGCAUAUUUAUUUACCUCUUGGAUUUGAAUUUUUCUUAAUCUUAUUGUAUUCAUAUAGCUUUCAAGGUCUUCUUUAAAUUCUUAUUCUAGAUGUAACAAUAUUUCCCAGCUGAUUAUUCCCAUUUAAACUGAUAUUGCAAAUUAAAG